This is a messenger RNA of Aethalodelphis obliquidens (Pacific white-sided dolphin), 3564 nucleotides long. RefSeq names its product putative cation-transporting ATPase 13A5. The record is from RefSeq and is a predicted model, not a curated record. Gene Ontology annotation, biological process: polyamine transmembrane transport; intracellular calcium ion homeostasis. NCBI's taxonomy places the organism in Eukaryota, Metazoa, Chordata, Mammalia, Artiodactyla, Delphinidae. Gene Ontology annotation, molecular function: ATP hydrolysis activity; ATP binding; ATPase-coupled monoatomic cation transmembrane transporter activity. Gene Ontology annotation, cellular component: late endosome membrane.
AUGUCGGGAGGCACAGGAUGUGCACAGCAUCCUCUCUUUCGGAGUCCCCUCUGGCCAUGCUUGCUGCAUUUACUUUCCAGAGAUCGUCUUGAUUCUGCUCCUGAGACAGAAGUGCUGCGUGAUUCGUAUCGGUUGCCAAUCCCAACCGUUCCAUCGGGGCUCCCCUCUGCACAGAUGCCCACCACACUAGUGUCAAAAUCACAGGUGGGAGCAGCCCCAGAAGGCAAAAAGAGAGCAGAUCUUAGUCAAGGUUCCACUGCUGACUGGGUGGCUGUGGACACCUUUUGGGACCUUGAGGUAUUUGGUUACCAGACCCAGAAUCUACGCAGAGCUCUCUGCCUCAUAACAUCCGUGCUGACCUGUGGGGUCCUUCUCCUGUUAUUCUACUGGAAGCCUCAGUGGAGGGUAUGGGCCAACUGUAUCCCAUGUUCCUUGCAAGAAGCAGACACUAUUUUGCUAAGGACAACGGAUGAAUUUCAAAGACAUAUGAGGAAGAAGGUAAUCUGCCUCUACUUAUCCACACUGAAGUUUCCUGUAAGCAAGAACCCAGAAGAACCCCUGCUGGCUGACUACCACUCUGUCAUAAACCAAGCCAUACUGAAGCCAGAAUUAAAAGUAAGAUGUAUCCAAGUGCAGAAAAUCAGGUAUGUUUGGAACCACUUGGAGAAGAGGUUUCAGAAAGUUGGGUUGCUGGAAGAUAACAGCACCUGCUACAACAUCCAUCAUACGUUUGGACUGGGUCUGACCGGUGGAGAACAAGAGGUCAGAAGAUUAGUGUGGGGGUCAAAUGCCAUUGAGGUUGAAAUCCAACCCACGUGGAAGCUGCUUGUUAAACAGGUUUUAAAUCUAUGCUACGUGUUUCAAGCCUUUACCCUCACUUUGUGGCUGUCUCAGGGUUACAUCGAAUACUCAGUGGCCAUCAUCAUUGCUCUCUCCAUUGUCUUAAGUGUGUACGAUUUGCGACAGCAAUCAGUUAAGCUGCACAACCUUGUGGAGGAUCACAACGAAGUCCAGGUUACAAUCAUUGCAAAAAGGCAAAGUUUGCAGGAGCUAGAGUCCCGUCUCUUGGUUCCCGGAGACAUUCUUAUUCUUCCAGGAAAACUUUCAUUGCCAUGCGAUGCUGCUCUGAUUGAUGGAAGCUGUGUGGUGCAUGAAGGCAUGCUCACAGUCAGUCGACAAAUGUUUAUUAGCCCCUACUAUGGAGCAGACGCUCUACUAGGUGCUGGGGAUACAACUGUGAACAAGGCAGAUUUCUGCCCACAUGGAGUUGACACGCUAGUCUCUCCAAAAGAUACUGCAACCACGGCCCUGCCCCUCCUCUCCAUGCUGUCCCUCCUGUGCUGCCAGCCGCCCUCCCUGACCACAGGCAUCGUGUAUGCACAAAGAAGGCUGAAGAAGAAGAAAAUCUUCUGGAUCUCCCCGCAGAGAAUCAAAAUGUGCAGGCAAAUCAACCUCGUGUGCUUUGACAAAACUGGCACUCUUACAGAAGAUGGACUGGACCUCUGGGGGACUGCUCCUACUGCUGACAACUGUUUCCAGGAAGUCCACAGCUUUGCCUCAGGCAAGGCUCUGCCCUGGGGCCCACUGUGUGUGGCCAUGGCCAGCUGCCACUCUCUGAUCCUUCUCGAUAGGACCAUCCAGGGAGAUCCACUGGACCUCAAAAUGUUUGAGGUCACAGCUUGAAUAACGGAAGAUUGCAAUGUAGACUACUGUAAAUUUGGGAUAUCAGUUUCCAACAUGGUAAUAAAACCAGGACCAAAAGCCAGUAAGUCAAAACUACAAGGAGCCAUCACCAUCUUUCGACAGUUUCCAUUUUCCUGCAGCCUGCAGAGGAUGUCUGUGGUCAUUCAGCGAGGGGAGGAUUAUUUUUGUGUCUAUAUGAAAGGUGCCCCGGAGAUGCUGGCUAGGUUCUGCAGAUCUGAAACAGUGGCUUUCUUCCAAAUCCAGAGAGAGAAGGUGGAGUCAGAGUUAACAUUUCUGGGACUUCUCAUAAUGGAGAAUCACUUGAAAAAGGAAACAAAACCAGUCUUGAAGGAACUGAGCUAGGCCAUCAGGACUGCGAUGAUUACCGGUGACAACCUUCAAACAGCCAUUACUGUUGCAAAGAAUUCUGAAAUGAUUCCUCGAGGGAGCCACGUGAUCCUUGUUGAAGCCAAUGAACCCGAAGAGUUUGUCCCUGCCUCUGUGACCUGGAAGCUGGUAGAGAACCAAGAGAGUGGGUCUGGAAAGAAUGAAACCUACAUUAACAUUGGAAACAGUUCAGUGCCUGAUGGAGAAAGAGGGAGCUGUUACCAUUUCGCAGUGAGUGAGAAAUCAUACCAAGUGAUAUUGCAGCAUUUCAACAGCUUGCUUCCAAAAAUUCUGGUGAAUGGAACAAUUUUUGCAAGAAUGUUCCCUGGGCAGAAAUCUAGCCUCAUUGAAGAAUUUCAGAAAUUAAAUCAUUAUGUAGGCAUGUGUGGAGAUGGAGCUAAUGACUGUGGGGCUUUGAAAAUGGCUCAUGCAGGCAUUUUGCUGUCAGAACAGGAGGCAUCUGUGGCCUGCCCUUUCACCUUGAAAACAGCCAACAUCGAGUGUAUUCCACAUAUAAUAAGAGAAAGCCUCGCUGCUCUCGUCUUAUCCUUGGGGGAGAUCAUGUACGGUAUAAUCCACUUUAUGGGUACAUCACUGCUCUACUGGCAACUACAGCUCUUCAGGAUUUACCAGUAUCUCAUGCCAGAUGUUGCUACUACCUUGAUGGUCUGUUUAACAAUGAGCUCAACUCAUGCCUACCCAAAGCUGGCAUACCAACCAGCAGGACAGCUCCUUUCUCCCCCUUUGCUAUUGUCAGUCUUUUUAAACACCUGCUUCACCUGCAUUGCGCAGGUCUGUGCAUUUCUCUGUGUGAAGCAGCAGCCCUGGUAUUGUGAGGUCUACAGACACAGUAAGUGCUUUCUGGACAACCAGAGUAAUUUCUCAACAAAUGUGAGUUUGGAAAGAAACUGGACUGGAAAUGCAACUCUGAUUCCCAGUUCAGUUUUAAGUUUUGAGAGUACCACGCUAUGGCCCAUCACCACCAUCAACUGUAUCUCAACAACAUUUAUCUUUUCUAAGGGAAAGCCAUUUCGAAAACCCAUCUAUACAAACUAUAUAUUCUCACUUCUGCUGGUAUCUGCCUUGGGCCUCACAAUUUCCAUUCUGUUUUCUGAUUUUCAAGAUAUAUACCAUGGGACGGAGUUCAUCCUAACCAUCACAUCAUGGAGGAUUGCAAUUUUGGUGGCAGCCCUCACCCAAUUCUGUGUGGCCUUCUUUGUAGAAUUUUCCAUCCUUCAAAAUCGAGAGCUCUGGCUACUGAUCAAGAAAAAAUGUGGAAUCCAUUCUAAAAGUCAAUAUAAGAACUGGCAAAAAAAAAAAACAAAACUGGCAGAAGACCCAACCUGGCCUCCCACAAACAGGACAGAUUAUUCAGGCGAUGGCACAAAUGGAUUCUACAUCAACCAAGGCUAUGAAAGCUCUGAACAGAUUCCAAAAGAAAAACUCGAAUUGGGAGGCCAAACCACAGAGCAACAUUUUUGGACCAGAUUGUAA